CCUCAUUUUCCUGAUUAAGUAAAUGUUUACAUGUCCUCAAGUAAUGAGAAGCGAUGUAGUAGAAAGAAAGAUUAAUACAUGUUGAUUACUUGUUGCUAAUAUUUCGACAAGGUACCUAUUGGGUGACACAAAAAUCGCAGUACGCUGCUGCUAGCUACUGAUACUGUACUCUAUUUUAUUCCUAAAUUUAAGAGAGAAGAUAAGGAUGAGAGAGAAGAUAAUGAUGGAUGAGCGAGAGUGCGAGAAGAGAGGAUGAUGAGGAAGACGCGAAGAUGACAGAAAUACGAGAUGAAGAAAGGAUGAUGAUAUGGAAGGCGAGACGAGAGAGAGAGAGAGAUGAAGAUGAAAGAUGAACGAAGAGGAGGGAUGAAAAUUUUGUAAAAUUUAAAUUUUUAUCGAGAUUUGUGAUUACGUUCUUUUACUAUUUUCAUUGAUCGUCUCGCUUUCGGCAAUUAAAAUUAUAUCAAUCUAGAUACGUUUUUCGCCUUUAUCUCUCUCAACUCACAAACAGUUUGCAAGCUGCACCAACAAGAAAACAGAAUGAUGUCAUCUGCUUUUUGUUUUUCGAACAAAAACGCACGGUUGUUGUUUGUCUUCAAAGUGCUUCUGUGCACCACUAUCAACCGGAAGUUGAUGCAUUGCGCUGCUUUUGCAGCGUCGCCGGGGUCGGGGAGUACUGGUGCCGCGUCACACGACUUUCACGUUGAGGAUAAAGACGGCAGUCGCUCUUCACAGACUGCGCCGAGAAAUACACUCCACUCCAAUACCGGCGACGAGGAGAUGUUGCCACUGCCAGGAACCGCGCUCCCGCACGAAACCUGGGAAAAGAUCCAUUCGUUCUUGUCCCCAACUGAGGCGACGGAGCGUGAGUUUGAGUGGAUGGAGCACUACCAACGAGAUGAAGACAGUAUGGAGGUCUUCCUGAGAGAGGACCAGAAACGCACUGUAUCCAAUUUGGUCAAGUAUCUCGAGAAGCUGAAAGCGGACAGCCUCGCCAAAGUUGCGGACAGCGCGGGGGACAGGUUGUUGAUAAGUAGGGUGGUCCGCGACGCUGUGUUAAAAUUUCUGCAGCGAAAAACACGACUGGGCCCGGAAAUCGACCUUGACGAUUCGGGCUUUGCGGGUGCAAGUAAGUACGCGCGCGGCUUGGGAGUGAAGAAGCAGAAGGCGAAUAUCAAGGGCACGAUGAGCAAAACCGAGUAUGUACGGGAGUGGCGCAAACAGGUUGAGGUUACGUCGUACCACGAUAACUUUAUAGCAGGGGGCCGCACGUUCAUCUGUCGGGCAGAACUAGAACGGGAGGACUUGAUGCUGAACGAUAGGCUCGCGCUCACUGUGAAUCGGUAUAAUCGGCAAGUUGGAAUUGAUUUUGAGGAACGCGAUGAACAUAAGAUUAAGAUUAAGAAGAGAUGGCUUGGAACCCUGAUGCAGCACUGGUUGUCAACAUCAAAAGUAGUCGCGAAUGAAAUUGAGAAUAAAACCGGGACAUCGAGCGCAGCCGAAGCGAUACGCCUCGACGAAGACCACGACGAGCAGGGAGUAUUACCAGGAUUGUACACUGUAACGUCGAAAGCAACAGCGCGUGUUGAACACCUUAGGUCAACAAGGGAACGCGGCUUUGACGAAGAAGUAGCGCGAAAGAAGAAGCUAAAGGGGUACUGCCCUCGCGUUUUUGCACAUGCCUCGGUUUUGGAGGAUGAGCCUGCACCGGAUGAAGAUCGGUUGGAACUAGAAGAAGAAGAGGUGGGUGAUCGGAGUCGCAUAAUUGUAUGGCCGAAGGGAAGUGCCACAGGUAGGCUGCGUCAACAAGUCAACACAGUCAAGUUCAGGUAUACCACGAACUUCGAGCCCCUGGAGGAACUUCUGAGUGACGAGCGCGUGGGAGCUCGAAUCGAACAAGCAAUUUUGAACACCAGCCUGUUGCUGUUCCCGAAGAUCAACUCACAAGCAGAUUACUUUUUGGUGAAGUUUUUGGUCUUGGAAUCGCCUACAGUCUUCACAUUGCUUAUGAAAGCGUCAGGUUGGUGGAAAUCCUCAGAGUGGAACUAAAUGAAAGCUGUCAUCAUGCUGCAAAAAAUCGGGGCAACAGAUUUAAAUGCGUGCCCUCCCGCCUGUCAUGCUAGUCAACAUCUUGUUAUUCUGGACCAGGACCACGUCAGCCAGGACUACAACACGAAUCGGCCUCCCUUGCUCUCGCCGCAGUUCACGCAUUUCUUGUGAUGUAGCCCUAGCGCUUCUUGCAUCUAUAGCUUCCCUUUUGCAUUAUUUCCAAUCUGACGCGUCCAUAUUGCUUCGCUGUGAGUUUACCAUGGAGUGGCCUCCCUCGUCGGACUGCAGGUUCAAGAUAUGCCAGGCAGCUCGAUACACCGACCUACGGUAG
Amoebophrya sp. A120 is the source of this 2380-nucleotide messenger RNA. Lineage: Eukaryota; Dinophyceae; Syndiniales; Amoebophryaceae. The record is from the annotation of a GenBank genome assembly.